Messenger RNA from Oncorhynchus tshawytscha (Chinook salmon), 3239 nucleotides. It is a transcript of the gene htatsf1, whose product is annotated as HIV-1 Tat specific factor 1. Bases 85 to 2523 code for a protein of 812 amino acids. NCBI's taxonomy places the organism in Eukaryota, Metazoa, Chordata, Actinopteri, Salmoniformes, Salmonidae. Gene Ontology annotation, molecular function: RNA binding; G protein-coupled receptor activity. Gene Ontology annotation, biological process: G protein-coupled receptor signaling pathway; mRNA splicing, via spliceosome. The transcript is spliced from 14 exons. Gene Ontology annotation, cellular component: U2 snRNP; U2-type spliceosomal complex; membrane. The record is from RefSeq and is a predicted model, not a curated record.
GGCUAGAAAGCCUCGAGCUUUUGUCAGAUUUCACUUUUCAUAGCAGGUUAGGAGAAUUAACGUAGCAGGUUAGGGUUAGCUAAAAUGCUUCAUUUUUUGUACUUAAAAAAAACAUUUGACGUUUUGAGUUUUCCAAAAGCUGGAAUCGUUCUAACCUUGACUCCAUGGGUUUAUUACUACCAGAAGUUCUUCUUUGACACCGGAAGUGUAUCUUCAGUCAUCGUUGGCGGCGGACCGUCAAAGCCAAAGAUGAGUGGUGAUACUGAUGGAAAUAAGGAGUUCCAUGAGCAGCUCCGGUUGCAGCAGCUGUAUGGCCAGAGACCGGGGGACGGAGCUGACCCUAACACCUUCGUGGACCCAGAGGAUGGGACAGUGUAUGACUGGGACCAUGACAAGAAAGCAUGGUUUCCUAAAAUAACAGAGGACUUCCUUGCUGCGUAUCAAGCUAACUACGGCUUCACAAAGGAUGGGCAGCAUGAUCCAAAUGCUGCGUGUGCACCUGACACGGACACAACAGCCAAGCCAGAGGAGGGGAAGAAAGCAGAGAAGCGCACUGACACGGAACAGCUGAAAGAUGGCAAAAAGGAGAAAGGAGAGAAAAGGAAGGCUGAUACUGCAGCCUGGUUUGAUGUGGAAACCGACAAGAAUACCAAUGUGUACGUGUCAGGUCUUCCACCGGACAUCACCACGGAGGAGUUUGUUGAGGUCAUGUCUAAGUGUGGCAUUGUUAUGAGGGACCCCAUCUCCGAGGAGUACAAAGUCAAACUCUACAGGGACGGCCAGGGGAACCAGAAAGGCGACGGACUCUGCUGUUACUUAAAGAAGGAGUCUGUGGCCCUGGCUGAGCGACUGAUUGACGAGUCAGAGAUCAGGGGGUAUCAGCUCCACGUGGAGGCUGCCAGGUUCGAGCUCAAGGGCCAGUACGACGCCAGUAAGAAGAAGAAGAAGAGCAAGGAUUACCGCAAGAGGAUGAAGGCACAGCAGAAGCAGCUGGACUGGAGGCCAGAGAAGAAAGGGGAGGCGCGCAAGAGGCAUGAACGUGUGCUCAUCAUCCAGAACAUGUUCCACCCCAGUGACUUUGAGGAAGACCCCCUGGUGUUAAAUGAGUACCGAGACGACCUCCGGACUGAAUGUGAGAAAUUUGGUCAGGUGAAGAAGGUCAUCAUUUUUGAUAGACAUCCUGAUGGAGUGGCCUCGGUGGCCUUCAAAGAGCCAGAGGAUGCAGACGUGUGUCAGAUGGCGCUGGACGGCCGCUGGUUUGGUGGCAAGAAGUUAUCAGCACAGCUGUGGGAUGGAUCCACUGACUACCAGGUGGAGGAAACCACGAGGGAGCGAGAGGAGAGACUGAAAGGCUGGGCAGCCUACCUAGAGGGUGGGAGCAAGGGGCCUGCACCGCCGGGGGCACCGCCAGGGAGUACAGAGGGACCAACCACAACCACAGAGGAGUCAUCCAGCAAGGCAGAGGGGCCUGUGACAGAGCCCUCCAACUCUCAGAGCCAGGAAGCAGGAGCAAAGGCAGCAGUAGACCCUGGGGUGGAACCAAAGACCUCUGAGGACGCAGAAGUGCUGAGGACGCCCAUCAAUCUCAUCCUGCUCAACAUCAGUGUGAGCGACAUGCUGGUGUGUAUCUUCGGAACUCCCUUUAGUUUUGCCGCGAGCCUCUAUGGCAGAUGGCUCAUUGGAGCCCACGGGUGCAAAUGGUACGGUUUCGCCAACUCGCUUUUCGGCAUCGUUUCUCUAGUAUCCCUGGCAAUCCUCUCCUACGAGCGCUACUCCACGAUAUUGUGUUACACAAAGGCUGACCCGUCUGACUACAAGAAGGCCUGGCUGGCUAUCGCGGGCGCCUGGCUCUACUCCUUGGUGUGGACGGUUCCACCUUUCUUUGGCUGGAGCAGCUACGGUCCAGAGGGGCCAGGCACCACGUGCUCAGUGCAGUGGCACCAGCGCUCUUCUGGGAACAUCUCCUAUGUCACCUGCCUCUUCAUCUUCUGCCUCCUGCUUCCCCUGCUGCUCAUGAUGUUCUGCUAUGGGAAGAUCCUCUUUGCCAUCCGUGGGGUAGCCAAAAUCAACCAGUCGUCUGCACAGCGGCGGGAGACCCAUGUGUUGGUGAUGGUUGUCUCCAUGGUGUCCUGCUACCUGCUGUGCUGGAUGCCCUACGGGGUGGUGGCUCUGCUGGCCACCUUCGGCCAGGUUGGCCUGGUCAGCCCCACCACAAGCAUUGUCCCCUCCAUCCUUGCCAAAAGUAGCACCUUUCUCAACCCUGUCAUAUAUGGGCUUUUAAAUAACCAGUUCUACAGGUGCUUCCUGGCCUUCAUGAGCUGUGGGUCAGAGGCAGCAGGCAGCCACACCCUCCACACCGUGCCCAGCAGCCGAGUGGUUGGCCCUAAUGGCAACUCUCCAGCCCCAGAGGAGCCUGGUACACGCGAGCCUCUGGACGGCAGUGGGACCUCCUCGAAGACUCAGACACGUGGCCAGCAGAGAGACAAACGUGACCUGGUCCUGGUUGUGCACUACACCCCUUGAGGAACAGAGGUAUUUUGGGCCGUGGAGAAAAAGCCCACUCCCCUGCUCAUAAGAGCCUAAACACAUGGUGCCCCACACUGCAACAUAUGAUAUGAUAGAGGAAGUUAUCUAUUCGGCUGCAAACUGGAGAUACAUUAAGUAUCUCUUUUCAUUAGAUGGUGUAAUUUGUCACCUGGAUGUGUAAAUGCUCUGUCAUUUAUAUCGCAGCAACCUUUUCCUUCACCCUGCGGUUGAGUGUGUGCUGUUCGGCCACAAGGUGGCAGCCUGCUGUAACAUUGACCUAUGCUGGAGUCUGUAGAGAUAAACAUUCAUCCGUCUUAGUAAACCCAGCCCUUACAUACCACCAGAUGUAAGAUCUCCUGUAUAUAAUCUUUGUACCAAGUGGUCGGUGAGUUGAUGUGGCUGCAGAACUUGAUGGCAGUGUUUCCGAUGUAGAUUAUGAGAUGGCAACCCAUUGUUCAUCACGGGUUCUCUCUCUCACAUGUAACUAGAACCCGGAUGCCUUGUUGUGUACGCAUGUUCAAACACAGUAACAUUCACAACGCUCCCGCUACUCAUGUUGAGAAUCACCAUUCUUUUACAAGAUGGUUGUCACAUUAUUAAGAGGCUCUGAUAAGGGGCUCCUAACCUUUUCUUCAUCUAUGAACAUUGUUACACUUUGAAAUCGAGUUAUCAUUGAUGUAGUGACCUGUUUAAUAAAGAUGUUUUACAAAGAU